AUGAAGGACAGUGGAACCAUGAAGGAAACUGGAACCAUGAAGGACAGUGGAACCAUGGAGGACAGUGGAACCAUGAAGGACAGUGGAACCAUGGAGGACAGUGGAACCAUGAAGGACAGUGGAACCAUGAAGGACACUCGAACCAUGAAGGACGGUGGAACCAUGGAGGACAGUGGAACCAUGGAGGACAGUGGAACCAUGAAGUCAAGACAGUGGAACCAUGGAGGACAGUGGAACCAUGGAGGACAGUGGAACCAUGAAGGACAGUGGAACCAUGAAGGACACUGGAACCAUGAAGGACAGUGGAACCAUGGAGGACAGUGGAACCAUGAAUGCUUCUCAUGUAUUUGUUUAUCCCAGGUUGUUUUUCUCGGUGACCACAAACAAUUACGACCUAUAACCAACAAUAAGCUUGUAGGAAAUUUGGGCAUGUCGACGUCUCUGUUUGAACGUUACUGUACCAUGCAGAGCGAGUUAGUAAUCAUGCUCGUCACUCAGUACAGAAUGCAUGAAGAAAUAUGCCAGUUCCCAUCCGAAGCAUAUUAUGAAAAUCGUCUCAUCACUGCAGUGAUGCCGCCAAAGAGUGUUCUGCUCAUCGACAAGAAGCCAAAGACAAUUGUUUUUGGACACAUCAACGGAACGGAAAUCAAUCUGGUUGUGAGCACAAAAAAAGGGAAUCAGAACUCCAAAGCAAAUGUUGCAGAGCAAGAGAAAGUGGUGGAAAUUGCUGAAAGUCUGGUGAAGAAAGCCAAGGUGGAGCAGGAAAGUAUUGUGAUUCUGUCACCUUACAAUUCCCAAGUGUGGGGAAUAAAAAAUCUUCUGCAAAAGAAGAAACUGAGCAGAAUCCUGGUUUCCACCAUCUCCAAAAGCCAAGGAAGUGAAUGGCGUUAUGUCAUCUUAUCCACCGUGCGGUCUCUCCCAACUGAGGAGAUUCAAAAGGAUGCGGGCCGAGAGUGGCGAUCAAAACAUGUGGGCUUUGUGGGCGAUCCAAACCAGAUAAAUGUUGGCAUCACCAGGGCCAAAGAGGGGUUGUGCAUCAUUGGAAACCAAGAGCUGCUGGAAUGCAGUCCAGCAUGGAUGAAGCUCCUCAAAUACUACAAUGCAAAGAAUUCUGUCACCACAGCAGAACGUAUUUCUGUUGCAGCGAAAUAGCUGCUUGCCUGUUCUAUGCCCAGUCUUACUUCAAGCAUCCUCAAAAGGAUACCCCAAGAUUCUGUGAAUCAGAGUUUGCCUUUCUUACCCAGAUUCAGACGAGUUGUUUCAUUUAAAAUUCAUCAAUCCCUUACAGCAGACUCAUUGUGCUUGCUGUGAGGGGAAAACAUGCUGAAUAUCCUUCCAAAGCAUACCAAUGUGUUCCAAAUAGUCGCUUGUUAAAAAUGAGUGCCGGUAACUACAACAAGAUUGUAGUUUGUCCUCAAAUAUAAAUAAUUCAGCCCUAUUUUUGGCACUGUUAUUAUGAGGCUGGCACUCCAUGUAGUUUCCUGAAUCAGAAUUUAGAUUUACAUCAAAUGUCUGAUGACAGGCCAGACUACACCCUUGCUUCAGAAGAGUUACCGGGACCUGUCUGCAUAAGCGACAAUGCCAAGGCGGUGAGCACCAACUGGAGACUCUGCUACAGCCCUGUCACCGGAGUGCAGCCACAGCUAAUAGUGUUGGAGGUCUGAUUUAAAAUAUGCCAUCCUAGUGCACACACAAACUAAACCUUUACUGCGUCCGGCAGGAAGACAAGCUAAGACGCCCCAUCCGGACACCAACGUCCAUAGACAAAGGAUAUAAAUCAAACCAGUGCAGUAGGCUGGCCAGGGUGGAAAUACAUUUGUUAAAAUGUUCUUCUGAAACCUCAAUCUUGUCACUCACAAAUGCAUUUCUCUCAGAAUCUGGACAAAUACUGCUGUAAUAAAACAGGAAACCAUCUCCCCCUAGAAGUUUGGCUAUAGCAUCGUCGAACGUCUGGAGCCAGCAGCUGAUAAUAUAAUUGGAUCGCAGGUAGCCAAUAUCAGUGACGAAAAAUAGCGCUGAACUAAAAGUGUGUUUGUGGACAAACUACAAUCUGGUUGUGAUGUUAAUGGCUCAUUUUUAUUCAGAACACUUUGGAAAUCUUUGGAUAUAUAAUUAUAACACUGCAAGUCAAUGGAUUGAGAAAAUUAUAAUUUAGCAAACUCCCCUUCUGGAAGUCAAAGGAUGAAUAUUUAAUAAAAAAAACUUGUCUGAAUCAGGGUAAGAUGCCAAUGACAAUUAUCAGAUAUCUCGACGUAUCCCUUUAAUUUUUAUGAAAUGACCUGCUAGGUUUUCCUUAUUAAAGCAACUCGUAUAUAGUUAAAGCGAAGAAUUUUUGGGUUUCUUCACUGAAAUAACAAGACAACAAUGCAUUUGAAUAUACAUAGUAGUGUUUAACGAACCACUUAAUGGUGGAUGAUUUCGAGUUUUAUAUGCUGAUUAUUGGAAAUGUUUUUAUUACUACAAUUUUAAGAUACAUUAUUUUUUAUGUUUCUAUGUUAUUAUGUUUAUUUCUGUAUACAAAAAUAUUUUUUUCCAAAAUUAGCUUGACUUUACGUGUUUGAGCUGUGAAUUCAUGUUUUCAAUGGGACCACUUAUUACAUUAAAAAAUAUUGCAAUAUUUGGAUUUUCUUUCUAUGCAGACAAUUAAUUUGUAACUUUUUUUUUUAUCAAUUUUUUUAAAUUUAACCUAUACUUUAGUAAGACAAAUUAAGUCUUAAUUAUCAAUGAUCAUGGCACAUGUUGCAUACUAUUGUGUAUUUCCAGAGGACCAUAAUUAAUACUGUAUGCAUUUUUUCAUCCAUAUUAAUUACUUUGAUAAUUUUUGUUUAUAUAUCUCUGCUUAUGGUUGUGAAGACUUUUUAGGAAUCAUGCCUCAGUAAAUUGACCUUAUUUUUACGUUUCUAUGUUAUUAUGUUUAUUUCUGUAUACAAAAAUAUUUUAUUCCAAAGUUAGCUUGACUGGACGUGUUUGAGCUGUGAAUUCAUGUUUUCAAUGGGACCACUUAUUACAUUAAAAAAUAUUGCAAUAUUUGUAUUUUCUUUUUUUCUCAUUUGUAACUUUUUUUUUUAAUAUAUUUUUUUACAUUUAACCUAUACUUUAGUAAGACAAAUUAAAUCUUAAUUAUCAAUGAUCAUGGCACAUGUUGCAUACUAUUGUGAAUUUUUCCAGAGGAGCAUAUUUAAUACUGUACGCAUUUUUCAUCCAUAUUAAUUACUUUGAUUAUUUUUGUUUAUAUAUCUCUGCUUAUGGUUGUGAAGACUUUUUAGGAAUCAUGCCUCAAUAAAAUGAAUUGUCAUCAUAGCGAUUGUUCAUUUAACUGGAUAUUAAUGGACUAUUUUUAACAGGUUCACUUUUAGUACGACAUUUGCAGGACAUUUGUUGCCCUUGACCAAUAUCUGCUUGCAACAAUAUAAAUAAUUAAUCAAAUGGCUGUUUUUCACCAGGCAUUAGGUUUAUCAUUGCAUGCCUUUGUACAGUCCUUAAUCCUUCUGUCUUUUCUCUCUGUGGGCCCUAUUUUAACGGUCUGAAACGAUAGUUACGUAUUGUAACUCUAGUUUCUAUGAGUAAAGGAGCAGCCUUUUAAGGCUAUCGCUAUUGGGUUAUCCCUAGGCGUGAGCCGUAGCACUGAAAAAUUUGUAAUCCCUGCCCACCAACAGCGUGGGCCUCAAUCACGUCCGUGGGCCUCAUUUACGUCUGCAGUUCGCAGAUAUACGCGGGCGCCGGCGGACGUUCGGCUCCCAAUAAACAGCUUUUCUUCCGCUAUUUAAAGGACAAUGAGGCCGACACUUAAAAGGCUGCGCCUAUAAUCAUAGUCUAGAGUUACAAUACGUAACUAUCGUUCUAUGUCGUAUAGGCUUCGCCUUUUAAGGCUAUCGCUAUUGGGUUAAAGGGGGAAGCACGAUAUAGUCUAUACCUCAUUGGUCCCGAUCAGUACCAGAAACACAGCUACAUACGCGCUAGUAUCAUGCGUUAAACGUAGCAUAACAUACUUCAUGCGUCUAACGGCACGUCAUCAACGAGCAGCUCUAAUUUGUCUGAUAAGUCACAAGAGCUCUCAGCAUGAAGAUUUGACUCCACCUCACAUUGUUUAGGGGAAUAGUCACACAAUCACACUCACUCUGACAAAGCACCAAGAACUGAGUGUGUCAUAGAGAGGCGCGACAUGUCUCUUAGGUAAAACCUAAUAAAAGAGCAUGGGGAAGCCCAGGAGGCUGCUGUGCAGGUAUCCUCCAAAG
Gadus chalcogrammus (walleye pollock) is the source of this 4235-nucleotide messenger RNA. RefSeq names its product helicase with zinc finger domain 2-like. The transcript is spliced from 6 exons. The coding region runs from base 1 to 1152 and encodes 383 amino acids. Lineage: Eukaryota; Metazoa; Chordata; Actinopteri; Gadiformes; Gadidae. The record is from RefSeq and is a predicted model, not a curated record. Gene Ontology annotation, molecular function: 5'-3' DNA helicase activity.